AUGAGUUUGAUCCGAAGAUUUUUACUGGUAGUCCUUCCACAAGUGUUGGCACCCUUUGUCAUGACGGUGCAUCUUUUGGAUGUUUGGCGGGCGCAGGCUCGCCUGUUGACUUCAGGCGAUCAAUAUCAGCUCAAUGCCGAUGCCACUGCCACUAUGAUGAGUCAAAGUACUUCACCAGUCCACCUUUUACCCACAGAAUCAACACAAGAUGAUGAUCCGAAUCACGCCAUAAUCCCCCCGUUGGAUCCUGGUUUUCCCUUGGAACCAAAUCCCCGUCCUCCCUUUGAGUCGAUCGUCCAGGGUUGGAACAUUACAGGGGAUUCCUCGUGGCUGUUGAAUGUGGCCAUUAUUGGGUUUCCGAAGACGGGCACUUCCACGUUGAUGAAGUAUCUGCACAAGAGUCCCCAAGUGCAUGUCUUUGAUAAAGAACGCUGUGAAAUGGGAUACAAUCAACAUGCACGUCUCAUGGAGAGUUUGUACAAGGAUAUUCCUCCGGGUCCUACACUACGAGGAAUCAAGUGUCCUCGAAAUUUGGAAUCCCACGUGGCACUCCAGAAUUAUCAAACCUUUUUUCCAAAGACAGACUUUUUGGUAGGACUACGACAUCCUGUGCUCUGGUUUGAAUCCUUUUACAACUUUAGAGUCCACAAUUAUGCCCCGAUGAUGCCAGCACAAUACCACACAGGAUUAUGUACAAGGGGACAUCAUGGAGUGUGUACCUUUCGAGGAAACUUUCAUUUGUUCCUCGCCAAUCUGGGAAAAACCAAUAUUACAUCCAAUCCAGCAGAACGAGCACUGAUUCCACGCCAAUAUCAAAGCCGGAUUCAACCCAUUCCCUUGCAAGGACGAAUCUUUUUGUGGGAUGUUUCACAACUCCAAACCGAUCCAGAAUUGCUGCAAAACAACAACAACCAUUCAUCCUUAUCAUUACAACAACACAGCAAUCUCCAAUUCCGACAGGACUUGCAACAAUUUCUUCGAUUGGACCAUCCACUUCCCGAAAUGAUCAAAAUCAAACCGGGAAUUCAUCAUCCCAACAAUCACACCGCCAAACAAGUGGCGGCAAAAAAAAUUGAUAUUUGCCAACCACAAUAUCAAUCUCUUCGCGAUAUACUCAUGACACAGGGCAAGCUGGCAGCCACAUGGAUUCGAGAGUACUUUUUGGAGGCACCGGGAGUGUAUGUGUCGCAAAAGGAGUACUUCUCUCAAGUCAUUCUGAAACAAUGGGAACAAGAUCCUUGUGAAUUCCGACAUGUGGAUACACAACCCACUGCAACUUGA
Molecule: messenger RNA, 1281 nt
Organism: Seminavis robusta
Lineage: Eukaryota; Bacillariophyta; Bacillariophyceae; Naviculales; Naviculaceae
Source: the annotation of a GenBank genome assembly